AUGGCCGAACACCACUACAAGUUCAACGUGACAAUGACCUGCGGGGGCUGCUCCGGCGCUGUCGAGCGCGUGCUCAAGAAACUCGAUGGAGUCAAGGACUACAAGGUGUCGCUGGACACGCAGACCGCCGACGUGACCACGGAAGACUCGGUGUCUUACGAAACAGUGCUCGAGAAGAUCAAGAAGACUGGCAAGGCGGUGAACUCGGGCGAGGCGGACGGUGUCGCCAUGUCCGUGUGA
This is a messenger RNA of Fonsecaea multimorphosa CBS 102226, 240 nucleotides long. RefSeq lists its product as uncharacterized. Bases 1 to 240 code for a protein of 79 amino acids. Gene Ontology annotation, biological process: copper ion transport. Gene Ontology annotation, molecular function: copper chaperone activity; metal ion binding. NCBI's taxonomy places the organism in Eukaryota, Fungi, Ascomycota, Eurotiomycetes, Chaetothyriales, Herpotrichiellaceae. The transcript has 2 exons. The record is from RefSeq and is a predicted model, not a curated record. Gene Ontology annotation, cellular component: cytosol.